AGUUCAAAGGUCAAACAGUGUUGCCACCUAUCAAUGGUUUUUCUGCUGUACCCCCAAGUGAAGUGGAUUACAUUGGUAGCAUGCAGAAUGGUUCAACAGAUCAGAGCCAGACAGUGGCAGCUGAGGAGACAUCACCUGACCUGGACACAACCAAUCAGCAGACAUGUGUCAUCAGCCCCAGACACAGCUCAAUUAGUUUUGAGGGAAGUGUGGACAGUGGUCGUCCACCGUCCGUCUACAUCCAUGACAUGCCAACUGUGCCCGAGACAGCCGCAGAAGAUCAUGAUCGGACACUCAGUAGCACUGGCAUGGACGUUGAUGGUAACUGGAGACCCACUUGUGAGCACACUCAGGAAGAAGCAGAUGUUCUAGAAGUUGAAUUCCCACCAUAUUUCUACUCCACCCAUGGACUGAGUCGUCCUAGCACUCCAGAACCAGAAGACAGAAAGAGGUACUACCAGCUGAUCGAGAAAGCUAUCGAGCCUUCCAUGGUGGGGCCCAUUACUAAAUCAACCAUGGACGGAGUCAACCGCUUUGUACCCCACAAACUGAGGACAGACCUACCUGCAGCCACAAGGGAGUUUAGACAAGAGAUGGACGGGGAGUACCGCCUGGCCGUUAGGAAAGCCAUCCUGGACUAUGUACUCAUUGACGCCACUGAACAAGAGAGACUGGGGGUGCCCAUGCCUGCCAAGCCUUCCAACCUGGCCGGGAGAGACGGGUUCCCCUGGCACGAUACAGUCAACUCCAUGAGGGACUUCAUGUGCAAUGAACUCUACGUCACACAUCCUGUCAUGAGGAAAAUACUGUACCAUUUCCACACAAAAUAUGGUAAUUUCCGACUCCUAGAUAUUCCUGGUUUGCGGAAGUGUAUGCCUGUAACCAUGGAAAGAUUCUUGAAGCACGUGCAGACAUCAAGUAAAAAUGGGGCCAACAGACUGAAGGCUGAGUGGCUGAUGGAGUGCUGUGACAUCGUUGAUGCACACCGAGAUGAGGUGGAGGGCUGGAUGCCAGAGGAUUUGGAGGAGAGGAUGGAAAAGAUGGACCAUUUUUUCGGCAGCGUGGCUUCCCUGAUGUCCAACUUGUUGCGCAGCUGUGUCGCCAACUCGAUCUCUGACCUUGUCGACCUUGUUGAAGAGUACGCCGAUGGCAACAUCUAUGACGGCGUCUACAGCAUCUUCAAGGGGCUAGCACUCCCACAGAAACUACACCCAGUCACAUUCUUCAUGGAAGAGAGCUUGGAGGCAGGGGAACUGUCUUUUAAGCCUGUCUUUCCCAACAUCUGUGACUUUUUCUGCUUCAUUAUUGACACCAUGGUGGCCAGCGUCACCGACCUGAAACACAUCGAACAUCUGCUCUUCCAUGCAGUGGACGACCUUGAAGUCAAGUUCAUUAGUACUGUAAAAGAUGGCGAGGAAUUGGUUGAAGCUGCCAAAGCUCGAAUCCGCAAGGUGGUCAUGGCAAAUAGUCAUGGUCCGAUUAAGUACAAGUCCACAUAUGAGCCGUACAAGUACCUUCUCUCGACCAAUGCCAACACUUUCACCAACAAGUUUGUGAGUCGUGACCACUCACUGCGUGAGUACGUGCGGGAGAUAGAGAAGCUCAAGAAGAUGGCGUCUGAGAUUGGGUCGCUGCCAGUCCUUAUCCCAAUGCACCUCUUCCUCCUCAACUGCACCCACAUCAACAAGUGGCUGAUUGACCGUGCUCGCUCUUUGAUUGACAUUAUGGUGAAUAAAAUAAUCACAACCAGCCUUAACUUCAACCGUGGAAUCUGUAAACAAUACGACCAGAUCGUCAAAAAAAGCAGCGCCCAGCAGGCCACCAACACAGAGGAGCUUGUCAGACUCAUAGACUAUGUGGAGAACCUCAAAGUUGGGGAACUAUUAGAGCUCAAGGACAAACUUGAGGUUGCUGCUGGUAACCUGAUGUUUCUGAUGGAAUAUGGGAUGAUCCCUUCCAAUGACAUCAUCAUCAAUAACAACACGUUCACUUGGCCAGACAGAAUCAUGCCCAUUGUGAGAAACACAGAGAACAAGCUGCAGAGGGAACAUGACAUGGCUGUGUCCAAACUCAGGGACAAGAAGAAGAAGUUCGCUGUCGAGUUGGCAGACGUGGCCCGCAAGGUCGGAGCCUUCUCCACCCGAGACCGGAUGUCUGAAGCCAAGCAGUACAAGGCAGAGCUGGACGAGAUCGCCAUCCGACUGGAGACUUUCAAACAGACGAAACUAAACAUAAAUCGUGAGGAAGUGAUGCUAGGGUUUGAGCAUCAGACACAAUAUGAUGAGAUCCUGGAGAUCUCCACAGCCAAGGAACCGUUUGACAAGCUGUGGUCCACUGCCGUGACCUUCCAUGGUGAACACGACAAGUGGAUGAAUGGGCCGAUCCUGGAGGUCAAUGCUGAGGUCGUGGAGGAAGAGGUUCAGAACCUGUGUCGUACGGCCUACAAGCUGACCAAGACGUUCUCCAGUCCCGAGUACCGCCGCAGCUGCCUCAAGGCAUCUGCCACCAUCAAGGCCAAACUAGAGAAGUUCAAGAUCAACAUGCCUCUCAUCAAUGCUCUGUGUAAUCCUGGCAUCAAGGCCAGACACUGGGACAUGAUGAAUGAGAAGGUUGGGUUCAACAUGACCCCGAAUGAGCAGACCCCGCUCCUGGAGGUGCUGCAGAUGGGGCUGGAGAAGUACCUGGAUGAGUUGAUGGACAUCAGUUCACAGGCCAGCAAGGAGUUCGCACUGGAGAAGGCUCUGUCUAAGAUGAAGACCGAGUGGGAGGCCGUCCACUUCAACUUUGUGGCGUACAAGGACACCGGCAUCAGCAUCCUGUCUGCCUUUGAUGAGAUCCAGGUGCUUCUUGAUGACCAUAUCGUCAAGACAACCACCAUGAAGGGAUCACCAUUCAUUGGUCCAUUCGAGUUGGAGGUGAACGAGUGGGACCACAAACUGCAUCGAAUGCGAGACAUAUUGGAUUCAUGGCUGAAGGUUCAGUCAGCAUGGCUGUACCUGGAACCAAUAUUUGGCUCCCAGGAUAUCCGGAACCAGAUUCCAGUGGAGGGCAAGAUGUUUGAGGAGGUGGAUGACCACUGGCAAACCAUCAUGGCAAAUGCAGUCAAGAACACUCGGGCACUAGUGGUCGUGUCGCAGGACCAGAUGCUGGAGAAACUGCAGCACUCGGAGUCCAUGCUUGAUGACAUCCAGAAAGGUCUCAAUGACUAUUUGGAGAAAAAGAGACUGUUCUUCCCAAGAUUCUUCUUCCUAUCAAAUGAUGAGCUCCUGGAAAUUUUGUCUGAAACCAAAGAUCCUCUUCGUGUUCAGCCUCAUCUCAAGAAGUGCUUUGAGGGUAUUGCUCAACUGACCUUCAACCUUGAGAAGGUCAUUGUUGCCAUGGAGUCUGCAGAGAAGGAGAAAGUGGACUUCCCUCGCAAGAUUAUCCCUGCCGAUGCACACGGUCUGGUGGAGCGAUGGCUGUUACAGGUGGAGGAGGUAAUGAAACUCAGUCUCAAGGAAGAGAUGACUAAAGCUGUUCUGUCAUACCCCAACAUCCCUAGGAAGGAAUGGGUUCUCCAGUAUCCUGGACAGAUUGUACUGGCUGCUGGACAAGUUCACUGGACAGCGGAGGUGACUAAGGCUAUCCAGGACAACCACCUCAAGGAGUACCUGGACAAGAGCAACAAGCAGGUGGAUGAGAUUGUCCAGAUGGUCCGGGGUAAACUGUCAAAGAUGGCUCGGAUCACUCUGGGAGCACUCAUCGUUAUUGAUGUGCACGCUCGAGACACUGUUGCGAAACUGUACGAGAUCAACACCCAGAGUCACCAGGACUUCUCCUGGAUCAGCCAGCUCCGCUACUACUAUGAGGAUCGGGUUGCCAUGGUGAGGAUGAUCACAACGACCGUGGCCUACGCCUAUGAGUACCUGGGUAACUCAGGUCGCCUCGUUAUCACUCCUCUUACAGACAGGUGCUACAGGACUCUGAUGGGGGCGCUGCUGCUGAACCUGGGGGGUGCUCCUGAAGGUCCUGCUGGCACAGGGAAGACAGAGACCUCGAAAGACCUCGCAAAGGCUGUCGCUAAACAGUGUGUGGUGUUCAACUGUUCCGAUGGGCUGGACUACAAGGCUAUGGGCAAAUUCUUCAAGGGUCUGGCACAGUCAGGAGCAUGGGCCUGUUUUGAUGAAUUCAACAGAAUUGAACUGGAGGUACUGUCAGUGAUAGCCCAACAAGUACAGACGAUUCAGCGUGCAAUAGCAGAACAGAAGAAGAUGUUUGUGUUUGAGGGUACAGAGAUCUCCCUGGACCCAACAUGUACCAUCUUCAUCACUAUGAACCCAGGGUAUGCAGGCAGAGCAGAGCUUCCAGAUAACCUCAAGGUGCUAUUUCGAACAGUAGCCAUGAUGGUGCCAGACUACGGCAUGAUUGGCGAGAUCUCUCUCUACUCCAUGGGCUUUGUGGAGGCACGGAGUCUGGCCACCAAGAUUGUAGCAACAUAUAGGCUGUGUUCAGAACAGUUGUCUUCCCAGCACCACUAUGACUACGGUAUGAGAGCGGUCAAGUCGGUGCUGACCGCGGCUGGAAACUUGAAGCUGAAGUACCCGGACCAAAGGGAGGACGUGCUGGUGCUCCGAUCCAUCAAUGAUGUUAACCUGCCAAAGUUCCUGUCACAUGACAUCCCCCUGUUCGAGGGGAUCAUCUCAGACCUGUUCCCCGGUGUGCAGCUUCCGAAGCCUGACUACCAGAACCUGGAGGAAGCCCUGAUCAGCAACAUGGAGAAGCGGAACCUGCAGCCUGUGCCUUGGUUUGUGGAGAAGAUCAUCCAGAUCUACGACAUGAUCCUAGUGCGGCAUGGCCUGAUGAUUGUGGGAGACCCGAUUGGGGGCAAGACAUCAGCAUUCAAAACUCUGGCAGACAGCCUUGGAGACCUUCACGACCAGGGGCUUAUGGAGGAGGACAGGGUUCAGCACAGUGUCAUCAACCCCAAGGCUGUCACCAUGGGUCAGCUGUACGGCCGCUUUGACCCCGUGUCACAUGAGUGGACAGACGGUAUACUAGCCAACACAUUCCGAGAGCAUGCAUCGAGUACUUCCCAGGAUCGUAGAUGGAUCAUCUUUGAUGGCCCAGUUGAUGCUGUGUGGAUAGAGAACAUGAACACGGUGCUGGAUGACAACAAGAAACUCUGCCUGAUGAGUGGUGAGAUCAUUCAGAUGAGCAACAAACAGAACAUGAUCUUCGAGCCGCAGGACCUGGAGCAGGCUUCCCCCGCCACCGUCAGCAGGUGUGGUAUGAUCUACAUGGACCCCCUGCAGCUCAGCUGGGAGCCUCUCAUCAAAUCCUGGAUGCUCAAGAGCUUACCAGAGAAUUUGACACCAGAGCAAAGGGAAACAAUAAAGAUGUUGUUUGAGUGGAUCCUGCCGCCGAGCCUGAACUUCGUGACCAAGUACUGCCGCCACAUCCUGCCAUGUCACGCCAUGCAUCUGACGUCCAGCAUGCUGAAGCUGUACAGCUGUCUCAUGGACGAUGUUAGACGGCUGGGCCAGGAGGACGAAGAUGAGGAGUCGUACAUCCCCGAGGAAGGGGAGGAGGAAGAGGAGGAGCCGGUGCCCACCUCACUGACGGACCAGAAAAUCAUUGAGGAGAGAACCAACAUGAUCAUCUCCUACUUCUUCUUCUCCGUUGUCUGGUCCAUCGGUGCCACGUUGGACGCCAACUCACGGCUCAAGUUUGACGAGUUCUUCAGAACUCUGUGUGAGAUGGAGGCCACAGGCAAAUAUCCAAGACCAAAGAACCUGAAGUUUGCACGAGGGCUGAUGAUCCCAAAGAAGGGUUCAGUGUUUGACCACGUGUAUAUCCGCCGCCAGUACGGUUCCUGGCACUCUUGGAGCAGCCUCGUGACAUCCUUCAACAUCGACAGCAAAGCAAAGGAAAUUCAGCGAGAUAGAGAUCUUCGUAUCAUGAUUAAUGCCCUGAUCAUCAACACGGUGGAGACCGAGCGACAGCGGUACUUCCUGGAACGGUUCCUCAGCAAGGACAAGCCUGUGCUGUUUGUCGGUCCUACAGGCACAGGGAAAAGCGCCAUCACCAACAACUUCCUACUUCAGCUUCCAAAAGACCAAUACAUCAUCAACAACAUCAACUUCUCUGCUCAGACAUCAGCCAAUCAAACACAAGAUAUCAUCUUUUCAAAACUCGACCGAAGGAAGAAGGGAGUUUAUGGACCGACCCUGGGCAAGAAGCUGUGUGUGUUUGUGGAUGACCUGAACAUGCCGGCCAAGGAGAGGUAUGGUGCCCAGCCUCCUAUAGAGAUCCUGCGACAAUGGAUAGACCAUGGCUUCUGGUAUGACAGGAAGGAUACGUCAGUGUUGCAGUUGGUGGACAUUGUGAUGCUGGCGGCGAUGGGUCCCCCUGGUGGUGGCAGGAACAACGUCACGCAGCGCUUCCUGCGACACUUCAAUGUUAUAGGCAUUGAGACAUUUGAUGAAGAGACGAUGAAGAACAUUUUCUCCCCCAUAAUGGACUGGCACUUCAAGAGUUUUGAGACAUCCCUCAGAAGGUUCUCUAGGAUUCUACUGGGAUCCACACUGGAGAUUUACCAGAUGGCCAUCACCAACUUCCUCCCAACACCAUCCAAGUCCCACUAUCUGUUCAACCUUCGAGACUUUGCCAGAGUUGUACAGGGUAUCCUGUUGAUAAAAGCGUCGGUGAUGCCGGCUGUUGGCACUGCUGCAGGGCAGAAGAUCGCACGUCUGUGGGUGCACGAGGUGUACCGGGUGUUCUAUGACAGACUUGUGGAUGACCAGGAUCGCAACACUUUCUUCAAAAUGGUCAAGUCAGUGGUUGAGUCACAGUUCAAGGACAAGAUGAACAACCUGUUCACCCACCUUCUGGAGCCUGGCAAGUCCAUCCGUGAUGACACCAUCCGCAGCCUGAUGUUUGGGGACUAUCUCACGAAGAAAGGGGAGGACAAGCUGUACGAUGAAAUCCUCAAUCUGGAUGAGCUAAGGGAGACAAUAGAGCACAACCUGGAGGAGUACAACAUGAUGAGCAAGGCCCCCAUGGAGCUGGUGAUGUUCAGGUUCGCCAUCGAACACAUCUCCAGAAUUAGCCGAGUUCUCAAGCAGCCAAAUGGUCACUGUCUCCUUGUGGGUAUUGGGGGCAGUGGUCGUCAGAGUGUCACCAGACUGGCAGCAUUUAUGUCUGACUUUGAGCUGUUCCAAAUUGAGAUCACCAAGAACUAUACUACCGUGGAGUGGAGAGAUGAUCUGAAGCGGAUGAUGCGGAGAGCUGGAGAUGAGGGAGUGUCCACGGUCUUCCUGUUUGGGGACCAUCAGAUCAAGGAUGAAUCAUUCCUGGAGGACGUGAACAUGAUCCUGAACACUGGUGACAUCCCAAACCUGUAUGACAAUGAGGAACGCCUGGAGAUUAUUGAGAAGAUGCAGGUUGUGUGUCAGGUGGAAAACCUCCAGAUAGAGUUCACUCCCCUGAACAUGUACAACAAGUUCAUUGAGCGGAUCCGACGUAACCUGCAUGUGGUGCUGGCAUUCAGUCCCAUUGGAGACACCUUCCGGAACAGACUCCGAAUGUUCCCGUCCCUCAUCAACUGCUGCACCAUAGACUGGUUCAAGGCGUGGCCGGAGGAUGCCCUGGAGCUGGUGGCCAACAAGUUCCUGGAUGAGGUGGAGAUGUCUCAGGAUGUCAGAGACAACACAGUAGUCAUGUGCAAACACUUCCACGAGAGUGUCCGAGCUCUCUCAACCAGGUACUAUGAAACGAUGCGGCGAAGGAACUAUGUGACUCCGACUUCCUACUUGGAGUUGAUCAAGACAUUCAAGAACCUCCUGAACAAGAAGAGAUUGGAGAUCCUGACCCUGAAGAACAGGUACAUGGUGGGCCUGGAGAAGCUGGAGUUCUCCGAGUCUCAGAUCAACGUGAUGCAAGAGGAACUCAUCGACCUGCAGCCGAAGUUGAUUGAGACAAGCAAGGAGACUGAAGAGCUCAUCAAGAUUAUUGAGGAGGAAACGGUGGAGGUGGAGGAGAAGAAAGGACUUGUCGAAGCAGAUGAGGCUAGGGCCAACAAUGCUGCCAUGGAGGCAAAGGGUAUCAAGGAUGAAUGUGAGGCCAAGCUUGCUGUAGCUCUACCUGCCUUGAACGCUGCUGUUGCCGCUCUCAACACUCUGAAGCAGAACGACAUCUCCAUUGUGAAGAACCUCCAGAACCCUCCGUCAGGGGUGAAGCUGGUGAUGGAGGCUGUCUGCAUCAUGAAGGGAAUCAAACCUGAGAGGAAGCUGGACCCAAACGGCAAGGCUGGAGAAGACUACUGGGCCCCUGCCAGGAAGAUGUUGGGAGACAUGAAGUUUCUGGAGUCACUGAAGGAGUAUGACAAGGACAACAUUCCGGCAGCAACCAUCAAGAAGAUCCGGGACAAGUACAUCAACAACCCCGACUUCGACCCGGCCAUCAUCAAGAACGUGUCAUCAGCCUGUGAGGGCCUGUGCAAGUGGGUCCGGGCCAUGGAUGUUUAUGAUGGUGUCAUCAAGGUGGUGGCUCCCAAGCAGCAGAGUCUGGCAAUGGCAGAAGGAGUCCUUGAGGACCAGAUGGCCAAGCUGAAGGAGAAGCAGGCAGAACUGAAGACUGUCCGUGACAAGCUGGCCAACCUAAAUGACCAUCUCAACCAGAAGCAGACCGAGAAAAAGAACUUGGAGGACAACAUCGAGUUGACGAAGGUGAAGAUAGAGAGGGCCAACAAGCUGAUCAGCGGCCUGGGUGGGGAGAGGUCACGGUGGACGCAGAAUGUCCAUGAGCUCAGCGAGACGUAUGACAACAUCGUGGGUGAUGUCCUUCUCUCCGCCAGUGUAGUAGCCUAUCUGGGACCUUUUAUUCUGGAUUAUAGGCUGGAGUGUCUGAAGGAGUGGUAUGACAUGUGUAAAGACAAGGGGAUUCCAGUAUCUGAGACCUUCUCUCUGUCAAGCACUCUUGGAGAUCCGGUCAAGAUCCGAGACUGGCAAAUAGCUGGUCUCCCAGUGGACAACUACUCUGUGGACAAUGCCAUCAUUGUGACGUCAGCCAACCGAUGGCCACUAAUGAUUGACCCUCAAGGUCAGGCCAACAAGUGGAUCAAGAACAUGGAGAAGGCCAAUAAACUGGAGGUGGUCAAACUGUCUGACCCCAACUACACGCGAGGACUUGAGAACUGUCUUCAGUUCGGCAACCCCUGUCUACUGGAGAACAUUGGGGAGGAGCUGGACCCCAUCCUGGAACCCAUCCUGCUGAAACAGACAUUUAAACAGGAUAACGGCCUGGACUACAUCCGGAUUGGAGAACACAUAGUGGAGUACAGCAAAGACUUCAAGUUCUACAUCACAACCUGCAUGAGGAACCCACACUACCUGCCUGAAGUGUCUGUGACGGUGACUCUCCUGAACUUCAUGAUCACCCCGCUGGGUCUGGAGGACCAGCUGCUGGGGAUUGUGGCCGCCAAGGAGAAGCCGGAGCUGGAGGAAACAAAGAACCAGCUGAUUGUGGAGAGUGCCAAGAACAAACGCCAGCUGAAGGAGAUUGAGGACAAGAUCCUGGAAGUCUUGUCAACAUCCCAGGGAAACAUUCUUGAAGAUGAGACAGCCAUUGAAAUAUUGUCAUCAAGCAAGGUUCUGUCUGAGGAGAUUUCAGAGAAACAGCAGAUCGCUUCACAGACCGAGGCAGAGAUUGACCAAGUCAGAAACGGCUACAAGCCAGUAGCUAAACAUGGCAGCAUGCUGUUCUUCACCAUCUCCGACCUGGCCAACAUUGACCCCAUGUAUCAGUACUCUCUCACCUGGUUCAUCAACCUAUAUCUACAGUCUAUCAUGAACAGCGAGCCAUCUGAGCAGCUGAAUGUGAGGAUCUACAACCUGAAUGACCACUUCACCUACAGCAUCUACAAGAACGUCUGUCGCUCCCUGUUUGAGAAGGACAAGUUGCUCUUCUCAUUUCUCCUGUGUAUUGGGCUGGAGAAGGGGAGAGGUCUUGUGGAUGACCAGGAGUGGCGCUUCCUGUUGACUGGAGGCGUGGCGCUGGAGAACCCAUUUCCCAACCCUGCCCAAGAGUGGCUGCCGGAGAAGUCAUGGUCUGAGAUUGUUAGAUGUUCCUACCUACCAGCCUUCCAGGGAUUCAUGGAUCAUUUCCAGAAGAAUAUCACGGAAUGGAAGUGUGUCUAUGACUCCACAACGCCCCACACAGAGCAGCUUCCACAACCAUGGGGAGAUAAUCUCUCCCGGCUACAAGAACUCAUAGCUCUCCGCUGUCUGCGACCUGACAAAAUUGUGCCAGCUGUCCAGACAUACAUCCAGGAGAGGAUGGGUGCGAUCUACAUAGAGCCCCCGACCUUUGACCUGUCUCUCUGCUAUGCGGACUCCAACUACUUCUCUCCGCUGAUCUUCGUCCUAUCUCCCCCCGGAGCAGAUCCCAUGGCUGGACUGUAUCGCUUUGCCGAGGAAAAGGGAUCCGGCAACAAAGGCCUUGCCACGAUAUCCUUGGGCCAAGGUCAAGGUCCUAUUGCUGAGAAGAUGAUCAGUGAGGCAGUGUGAGCAUAUCAGCGGGACGUAUUGGUCUGUCGCUGCAGAACUGUCACCUGGCUGGCCUCCUGGCUUGGGGAGCUGGAGAGGAUCUGUGAGACAGUUAUCACUGACCCCAGUAGAACUAAACCGACAUUCCCGACUCUGGCUGACGAGCUACCCAUCACCAGUCUUCCCAGUGUCCGCUCAAGAUGACCAGAACGG
Haliotis rubra (blacklip abalone) is the source of this 10736-nucleotide messenger RNA. RefSeq names its product dynein axonemal heavy chain 3-like. Gene Ontology annotation, cellular component: dynein complex. Gene Ontology annotation, biological process: microtubule-based movement. Gene Ontology annotation, molecular function: dynein intermediate chain binding; ATP binding; ATP hydrolysis activity. NCBI's taxonomy places the organism in Eukaryota, Metazoa, Mollusca, Gastropoda, Lepetellida, Haliotidae. The record is from RefSeq and is a predicted model, not a curated record.